Messenger RNA from Leishmania mexicana MHOM/GT/2001/U1103, 822 nucleotides. Its product is annotated as putative 40S ribosomal protein S4. Lineage: Eukaryota; Euglenozoa; Kinetoplastea; Trypanosomatida; Trypanosomatidae. The transcript has a single exon. Gene Ontology annotation, molecular function: structural constituent of ribosome; RNA binding. Gene Ontology annotation, biological process: translation. The record is from RefSeq and is a predicted model, not a curated record. The coding region runs from base 1 to 822 and encodes 273 amino acids. Gene Ontology annotation, cellular component: cytosolic small ribosomal subunit; ribosome.
AUGGCCAAGAAGCACCUCAAGCGCUUGUAUGCGCCCAAGGACUGGAUGCUGAGCAAGCUGACCGGCGUGUUCGCGCCGCGUCCGCGUCCGGGUCCACACAAGCUGCGCGAGUGCCUGCCGCUGCUGGUGAUCAUCCGCAACCGGCUGAAGUACGCGCUGAACGCGCGCGAGGGUGAGAUGAUCCUGCGCCAGGGCCUGGUGCACGUGGACAACCACCCGCGCCGCGACGGCAAGUACCCCGCCGGAUUCAUGGACGUGGUCGAGAUCCCGAAGACGGGCGACCGCUUCCGCCUGAUGUACGACGUCAAGGGCCGCUUCGCGUUGGUGAACCUGUCCGAGGCGGAGGCGCAGAUCAAGCUGAUGAAGGUGGUGAACCUGUACACGGCCACCGGCCGCGUGCCGGUCGCCGUGACGCACGACGGCCACCGCAUCCGCUACCCGGACCCGCACACCUCCAUUGGUGACACCAUCGUGUACAACGUCAAGGAGAAGAAGUGCGUGGACCUGAUCAAGAACCGCCAGGGCAAGGCCGUGAUCGUGACCGGCGGCGCCAACCGCGGCCGCAUCGGCGAGAUCGUGAAGGUGGAGUGCCACCCCGGCGCGUUCAACAUUGCGCACCUGAAGGACGCGUCCGGCGCGGAGUUCGCCACCCGUGCCGCGAACAUCUUCGUGAUCGGCAAGGACCUGAACAACCUGCAGGUGACGGUGCCGAAGCAGCAGGGUCUGCGCAUGAACGUGAUCCAGGAGCGCGAGGAGCGCCUGAUCGCGGCCGAGGCACGCAAGAACGCGCCGGCUCGCGGUGCCCGCAAGGCCCGCAAGUGA